Molecule: messenger RNA, 1323 nt
Organism: Colletotrichum aenigma
Lineage: Eukaryota; Fungi; Ascomycota; Sordariomycetes; Glomerellales; Glomerellaceae
Product: Homocitrate synthase
Exons: 6
Coding region: 1-1323 (440 amino acids)
Cellular component (GO): mitochondrion
Molecular function (GO): homocitrate synthase activity
Source: RefSeq, a predicted model, not a curated record
AUGACGAGCAUCAACCGAUCGGAUUCUUGUGGCCUAACGCAUGCCCCUAACGAGUCGGCACCACGCGAGAUCUACAACCGACCAGUCAAGAGCUUCCUGAGCAAUGUUUCAAGAUUUAAGUUGAUUGAGACAACACUUCGCGAGGGAGAGCAAUUCGCGAAUGCCUUUUUCGAUACAGUUUACCUUAGAAACCAAGAUCAAGAUGCAAGAGCCCCCGAUCGGAACUGCUUGACCAAACGAACGAUUCGGAACAUUAGCUUACAUGAGGACAGAGCCAAGAAGCUUGAUGAGUUUGGAGUAGAUUACAUUGAGCUUACAACUCCGGUCGCAUCUCCACAGUCACGCAAGGACUCCGAGCUUAUAUGCGGACUCGGUCUCAAGGCCAAGAUUCUAGCACACGUGCGAUGCCAUCUGGAUGACGUACGAGCGGCCGUAGAAUGCGGUGUUGACGGAGUCAACAUCAUGGUGGGAACGUCGGCUCUCCUUCGCCAACAUUCUCACGGCAAGGAUGUUGCCCAAAUCAUCAAGGCAGCGAUCGAAGUCAUCGAAUACGUCAAGUCCCAGGGCCUCGAGGUCAGAUUUUCCACUGAAGACUCUUUCCGAUCCAAUCUCGUCGACAUUCUUUCCGUCUACAAGACCGUGGACAAGAUUGGUGUCAAUCGCGUAGGAGUUGCGGACACCAUUGGGUGCGCAAACCCGCGUCAGGUCUACGAUCUGAUACAAACCCUUCGAGGGGUCGUCUCGUGCGACAUCGAAACCCAUUUCCACGAUGACACCGGCUGCGCUACCGCGAACGCGUACACUGCUCUAGAGGCAGGCGCCACCCACAUCGACGUCACAGUGCUCGGUAUCGGCGAGCGCAACGGCAUCACACCCCUCGGUGGCUUCAUGGCGCGCAUGAUUGUCCAGAACCGUGGAUACGUCACUAGCAAGUACAAGUUGUACAUGAUCAAGGAGCUGGAAGACAUGGUCGCAGAAGCUGUGCAGAUCAACACGCCCUUCAACAACCCCAUCACUGGAUUCUGUGCAUUUACGCACAAGUCGGGUUAUCACGCCAAGAGAGUCUUGAGCCAUCCGAGCAACUACGAGAUCAUCAAUCCCGAAGACUUUGAGAUGACGCGAUACGUCCACUUCGAGUCAAGACUGACGGGCUGGCACGCAGUAAAGACCCGCGUGAGCCAGCUUGGCCUGGACAUGCCGGACGUUCAAGUCAGAAUUGUAACCGAGAAGAUCAAUACGCUGGCUGACAUUCGCCCAUUGGCUAUCGAGGAUGUGGACUCUAUCAUUCGAAGUUUCCAUGCAGGUGAAUCGCAUGACCAAUAG